Molecule: messenger RNA, 2871 nt
Organism: Paramisgurnus dabryanus
Lineage: Eukaryota; Metazoa; Chordata; Actinopteri; Cypriniformes; Cobitidae
Gene: nemp1
Product: nuclear envelope integral membrane protein 1
Cellular component (GO): nuclear envelope
Source: RefSeq, a predicted model, not a curated record
GUGACCAGAUAUUUAUACUUCAAUGACAGCUAAAUCUACCAUAUACCUUCAUAUAUGGACUAAUUAAUUUGGUUUUACAGAUGCAGAUCCAAAAAUGCAUUACAUCUGCUUUAGGCAGCCACUUAUUGUGGAAAUUUUCAUAAGCCUAAUGGCUCUGUUAUAGCUAUAAAAUAAGAGAUAUCUCCUUUUGCUUUUUUAAUUUUGUGUUUAUGUAAAUUAUGAAAGUUUAUGAAAAGUCUGAAAGUAAUUAAUGUGAAUUAAAAGAUUUGAAUGACAUUUUAUGGAUAUAAAAGAGGCUUUGCUUGUUAUAAAGGAAUUUGAAUGUUAUAUGAAAGUGAUGAAGCCUAAUAUAAGGACAAGUGUUUUUAAACAGUUACUAAAGUGGGAGAUUUUAAAGACCGUUAUAUGCAAAGCUUUGUUUGCUUUGAUGUCAUUUAAACUGAUACAGGAAGUUAAGGUGGGACAUAUUAAGUGGCUCCUCCCCCUUUUAAAAUAGAUUGUAGUGUUUAGUUUACCUCACAACCUGGAAUCUGAUCGAGAAUGAUGUCAUUAAAAUAUGAAUUUUUAAAUGCUUGUAUUAUUUCUAAAUGGGAAUUUUGUCAGUAUUUUAGUUUAUUGAUAUCUUAUGACUAUUCAUACUAAAAGCCAAAACUUCAAUUUUGAUUUCAUGGUGACUUUAAGAAGAAGAAGGAAAGGACAGUUUGACAGAGACGAAAAAUGCAGUUGUGAUUAUGAUAAAGGAUUAAAAUUUAUUUCCAUAAAUGCUUUUCUGGCCAAUGCAAACAUUAAAUUUAAAUUUAAACUGUCUGUAAGUUUUAGGUCUGUGUGCCGUGAUAGUUCACUUAAAACAGAUUCAUAAAAUUAAUAAAAAAAAUAACAUUACAACUGUGUGUUUCUUUGAUUAUUACUAAAAUGAUUAGUGAUGACUGCACGUAAGAGAGUAUGCAGACAUCCUCCAGUACAGUAGGUGGCGCUGUUUACCUCUCAAGUCUAGUAUGUGACGUCACUGAGACCAGCGAGAGAACCCGUGAAGCCAUCAUGGCGGGAUUAAUGAAAUGUGAAGCUGGUUUGCAUAUCGAAACUGUUAGAGUCCGUGUUUUUUUGAUUACUGUAUUAUUUUGUCUUCAGUUUUUACAUCAACCGUUAGGUGCCACCCGUCCCAUCAUAGAAGUUAAAGAUGGACAAGACAUUAAAUUGCAGGGUGCACAUCAUUUUUGCUACAAUAAUACCAUUGUACCUGGGUGGAGGGAAACGUGGACUAGAAUACAGGUAAGAGUAUGGAGCACAAUAAAGCUGAAGGUGACAGUGGUAAAUGAUGAGCAGGACCUGCAGGAGCUUGAGCAUUUCAGCAUCUGGCAACUCGUGCAGUACUUUAUCCGUGAACAGACCAAUGAGUCUACAGUGAGCGUCAAUCUGUUUAACAACAAGACAUGUUUUCGGGUGGACCCCUCAGACUCGCGAACACUCUAUACUGUACAACCCAGUCGACAUUUUGACAUCUACCUGUUUUUGGUGUUUCUGGCUGGAAUUCUUCUGUUCUUUUAUGCAGACAUGCUUAGCAGGAGUCAAGUGUUUUACUACUCUGCAGGCAUGAGCACCGGGAUGAUCGCCUCCCUCAUCAUCAUCAUCUUUGUCCUUAGCCGUUUUUUACCGAAGAAAAUGCCAGUCUAUGCUCUGCUUAUGGGAGGCUGGUCUUUCGCUUUGUACAUCAUCCAGCUGGUAUUCCGGAACUUGCAGCUGAUUCUUAAAGAGCACUGGCUUUUGGCCAUUGGUUAUGCCACCAUUGUUGGGUUUGUCAGUUUCGCAGUGUGUUACCGCUACGGUCCCCUGGUGGAAGAGCGAAGUAUCAAUAUCCUGUCCUGGACGCUACAGAUAUUCGGCCUUCUGCUCGUCUACGCAGGAAUUCAGGUUCAACCUGUGGCUCUGGCUGUCAUGCUGGCUGCGUUCUGCUCUAAGAACCUGGAGUACCCUUUUACAGUGUCUCUCGCAUUGUAUAAGAAACUAAUGCCAAGGAAACCAGAGCCACGACAUUUGCUGACAGAAGAGGAAUAUCAGAGGCAAGGAGAGGCUGAGACUCAAAAAGCUUUAGAUGAGCUCAGAAAAUACUGCAGCAGUCCAGAGUUCAACACCUGGAAAACUGUCUCUAGACUUCAGUCACCUAAGCGGUUUGCUGACUUCAUCGAGGGCUCUCCUCAUCUGCUCUCCAAUGAGGUUUCAGUUCACACCCAGGAGUACAGGCCGAAUGGGUCGUUUCUCGAAGAUGACCUUUUUUCUACCGAUGAAGAAAAUUUAGAAGAGGAGGAGGAGGGAUGGGAAACAGAUGACGAUGUAAAGUCACCACAAAGGAACAAUACGCGGGCAACCAAUGGAGGCUUUCACUCAUGACUGCAAAACGAAGGCGAUCGAAUUGGCACACAAAGCUGAACACCAGCUAGCACGUGGUAUUCAUUUCUGAUCCUUUUGUGAUCAGAUAUGGUACUACAUUGUUAUUGUGACUUCAGAGAAAGGCGACAAGUUGUUUGAUAUUAAUUUUCUUUACAAAAUCUUUUUUUUUUUUUUUAAUCCCGAGUUUAAGUUUGAACUUUAGUAAGGAUAUUUGAUUCAUCCUGUCGGAUGGGACUGUGAAAGCCGUUGCUUUGCCCUGUUACGUGGAUUUUAUUUUAUUUAAUGUGUUUUAUGAUUUGUUGUGCAUUGUUUUUUGGUUAUGUUUUGUUUUUAUGUUAAAUUAAGGCCCAGGCACAUGCAUGUGAAUGUCAGUACUUAAGUUGAACAGAAGGGGUACAAAUGUAAAGACUUUAAGUGCUGUUGACUGGAGCCAAAUGGUUAUUUUAUUUUUGUAUGAAUGAGCAAUAAAAGCAUAAUUGUUAAGUU